Molecule: messenger RNA, 324 nt
Organism: Aspergillus eucalypticola CBS 122712
Lineage: Eukaryota; Fungi; Ascomycota; Eurotiomycetes; Eurotiales; Aspergillaceae
Product: RlpA-like double-psi beta-barrel domain-containing protein
Exons: 1
Source: RefSeq, a predicted model, not a curated record
AGCAGUGGCUACUCCGGUAGCUGCUCCUCCGAGUCUCCUUGCACGGGUGAUCUGACCUACUACGUGGCUGGACUGGGAUCUUGCGGCAUCACCAGCAACGGCAACACCGACAUGGUGGUUGCGCUUCCCCAUGGCAUCAUGCAAGACAGCGACUGCGGCAAGACCGUGAAGAUCACCUACAACGGUGUGACCGACUACGGCACCGUCUGGGACAAGUGCAUGGGCUGUGACGAUGUGUCGAUCGACCUGUCGGAGAAGCUGUUCAAGAAGUUCGGUACCGAGGCCGAGGGACGCCUGACGGGCGCGGAGUGGUACAUUGAGUAG